Lycium barbarum (goji berry) is the source of this 1764-nucleotide messenger RNA. RefSeq names its product probable polygalacturonase At1g80170. NCBI's taxonomy places the organism in Eukaryota, Viridiplantae, Streptophyta, Magnoliopsida, Solanales, Solanaceae. Gene Ontology annotation, biological process: carbohydrate metabolic process. The record is from RefSeq and is a predicted model, not a curated record. Gene Ontology annotation, molecular function: polygalacturonase activity. The transcript has 9 exons. The coding region runs from base 59 to 1423 and encodes 454 amino acids.
UGACAUUGUCAAGUACUUCUAUUAGUUAAGUUACAAAGUGGAUUCCCACUAGUGAAAGAUGGGGAAGAUGGGAUCUUCCUCAAUAUCUUGCUUUAAUUUCUCUUCUUAUUUCACCUCUAUUACUCUGUUUGCAUCACUCUACAGUAUCUAUUUCGUCUUGAUUUCUGCAAAUGUUAGUGGGUUUGAGUCACUGAUACAGCUCCCAACGUCUGUGUCUUUGAGGAACACUACCCACAAAUCGCAAACCCCUUUUUGUGUCAACGAUUUUGGAGCCAUUGGAGAUGGCAUCACCGACGAUACUAAUUCUUUUAAAGAUGCUUGGCAUAUGGCCUGCAAUUCACCAUCACAAGCGAAGAUUGUUAUCCCUGGUGGAUAUUCUUUCUUAGUUCGACCAAUUAAUUUUGCUGGUCCUUGCCGGUCAAAGGUGACUUUAAGGAUUGAAGGUACUAUUUUAGCACCAAAGGAUCCCGCAGUCUGGGAUGGCUUGAAUCCACGAAAAUGGAUCUAUUUCGUUAAAGUGAAACACCUAACAAUAGAAGGAGGAGGAAUUAUAAAUGGUAUGGGCCAGGAGUGGUGGGCUAAGUCAUGCAAGGUCAACAGAACAAAUCCGUGUCAUCAUGCUCCAACGGCUUUAACUUUCCACAGAUGCAAUAACUUGAAAGUCAGGAAAAUAAAGAUCUUUAAUAGUCAACAAAUGCAUUUAGCAUUUACUGAUUGCAAACAUGUUUCAGUAUCGCAUCUUGUAGUCUUAGCCCCAGCUGAUAGUCCUAACACCGAUGCAAUCCACAUAAGUUCAUCUACACAGGUCAAUAUCAAGGAUUGCACUAUUGGCACAGGAGAUGACUGCAUAUCUAUUGUCGGCAAUUCAUCACGGAUCAAAGUCAAAAAUGUUGUGUGUGGACCAGGUCAUGGUAUAAGCAUUGGAAGCUUGGGCAAGUCAAAUUCACGGUCUCAGGUUUACAAUGUUCAUGUUAAUGGAGCAUCUAUUUCCAACACAGAGAACGGGGUUAGAAUAAAGACUUGGCAGGGGGGUUCUGGAUUUGUCAGAAAGGUUACUUUUGAGAAUAUUUGGAUGGAAAAUGUCUCAAAUCCUAUCAUAAUAGACCAAUAUUAUUGUGAUUCUACGAAACCCUGUUCAAACAAGACUUCAAAUAUUCGCAUUGACAACAUAUCCUUUGUGGGUAUUAAAGGAACUUCAGCUACAGAAAAGGCAAUAACAAUUGCCUGCAGCGAUAGCUGUCCCUGUAGAAAGUUGUACUUGGAGGAUAUUCAACUUACUUCAUUGUCUGGGGAUCCAACAACAUCUUUUUGCUGGCAGGCAUAUGGCUCAACCUCAGGUUUAAAUUAUCCCCCUCCUUGCUUUCCCUGUAAUGACAGCAUUCUUCAGCCAACAGUUUUAUCCAACCGGAGUCAAUCAUUUUGAUUUCUUCUAUGUUAAUAGUACAAAGGCCUGUACCAUAUAUCGGUUGAAAGCUGCUAAAUGAAUUGUCAUAGAUAUUCGUUGUCCUGGGCAAAGCUGCUUAACUUAUCAAGUAAGCGGAACAGUUUGAUCCACAACUUAUCGAUCAGUAGCUGGUCCAAGUACUGAUGUUUAUAGAAGAAAAUAUGAGUGUUGAUUAAUGGAUCUUAAUUAUUUCUGUAAAUGAAGUGCUCAUUCUUUUUCAUGAAAAACAAAAUGUGUGAUAUCUAACAAUGAAAUGCUUCCACAUAUGUAUUUUGUGGAGUUGAAUCUUCUGUUGUAUCUCAAUGUACUAAUUUGCUCGA